This is a messenger RNA of Saccostrea cuccullata (small rock oyster), 5458 nucleotides long. RefSeq names its product E3 ubiquitin-protein ligase MIB2-like. The coding region runs from base 117 to 4097 and encodes 1326 amino acids. Gene Ontology annotation, molecular function: zinc ion binding; ubiquitin-protein transferase activity; protein binding. Lineage: Eukaryota; Metazoa; Mollusca; Bivalvia; Ostreida; Ostreidae. Gene Ontology annotation, biological process: protein ubiquitination. The record is from RefSeq and is a predicted model, not a curated record. Gene Ontology annotation, cellular component: cytoplasm. The transcript is spliced from 27 exons.
CCCCCGCGUACGUACAGGUAAACCCUACUUUCGGUUUGUUUUCUUGUCGAGUACAUUGACAGUUUGCUAAAUAAGUCAAAACAAGGCAAAGCCGCUGCUAACUAAGACUGAGAAGGAUGGAGGUGGGAGUGCGGGUGAUACGUGGACCUGACUGGGACCAUGGUAACGAGGACGGGGGGCAGGGGUUUGUAGGGACGGUGAUCAGGAUCUCACGGGAGGAGAGAGCUGCCAUGGUCCAGUGGGAUUACCAUGGCAACGUGACCAAAUGUCUGGCAGAGGGGGAGGAGGGAAAGAACGAGCUCAGGAUAAUAGACAUCCAACAAACAGGCAUUUUCUUCCGCACCAUCACAUGUGACGAGUGUGGACAGCAGGGCUUGACAGGGUUCCGGUGGAAAUGUGUGGAGUGUAAUGACUUUGACCUCUGUACUGCAUGCUACAUGGAUGACAAACACGAUAAAGGUCACGUGUUUGUUAGAUAUGACAGCAGUAUGACAGCAUGCUUCCCUUGUCCAGCUCGGAACAGAAGCAGGAAAACCAAGAUAUUUGGAAUAGGACCCAAUGCUGUUGUAAAAAGGUUCCCACCCGAGCCACAGGGGGAACAGAAAGAGGGUAAAGUGGUGGAAUAUACAAAUUUUGGGAGGUCAAAUAAUGGUGGAGUAAUGGUAGAUUGGUCAGGGACCGUAUCAAAACACAAACUAGGAGCUGAUGGAAAAGUAGAACUCAUAAUGGUGGAACCUUUCCCAGUGGGGGCUGUGUAUGCUGAUCAUCUACCACUAGGAGACUUGUCUUGUGUGAAACCUUCCUACAUCAAUGUUGGAGAUCGGGUACAGGUGAACAUCAACACAGACACGUUUAAACAGCUCAACAAAGAGUUCGGGGGAUGGAACAACGAAAUGGAACAGAUUGUAGGUGAGAUAGGAGUCGUCAAAAAGCUACAAGACAACAGCAGACUCCUGGUCCACUUUGAAGUCUCUGGACGACCCUGGUUGAUCUACAGACAAGCUUGUACAAAGGUGUCGGUCGUCCUGAAGGGGGACGUAAUCCGAGUGAUUGAGGAUGUGAAUCAGAUACAGAGAUUCCAGGGGAACCACGGGGGAUGGCUGGAGGAUAUGAAGGUGCUUCCCGGGAAACUAGGCAAGGUGUUUGAUGUGGACAGAGAUGGGACACUGUACGUGAGAUUCCCCAAACUGGGAGAGUACCUUCUGAGCCCCUCCUGCUGUGUGAAGCAGUACAACCCUCCCGAUCUUCUGUUUGAGGAAGAGGAAGGUGCUGGAGCGAGUGGAAGUCUAGAAUCAGAAGGGAGUACUGCAGCAGCCUCACAAAACAAAUGUGGUAUGGUAUUUGACAUUGGAAUCCGUGUGGUGAGGGGACAGAACUGGUCAUGGGGGGACCAGGAUGGAGGGGAGGGGCACCUAGGGACCGUGGUAGAAAUCGGACACGAGGAGAGUUCUGGCAAGGUGCCCCCGAUGUGUGCUCAGGUCCAGUGGGACAAGGGGUACAGGAACAUGUACAGGGUGGGGUAUGAAGAUCAGUACGACCUCAGGAUCUACGAUACGUCAGCCCUAGGAAUUAAGCAUGACAGACAAUGUACAAACCCGGGCUGUGAGGAACCGGAAAUAUUCGGGAUGUUGUGGCAGUGUGACCAGUGCUCCAAUGUCGUCCUGUGUAGUCACUGUUACCAUAGCGACAAGCAUGACAUUAUCCACAAGUUCACACGGUUUGACUAUCCCAGUCACAAGGGAUGCUCCGUUCCUAAGAGACAGCUGAGCAGCAGACAGAAGGUGUUUGGGAUUUUUGAGGACGCUAAGGUGACUCGCGGAAUUGACUGGAGAUGGGAAAACCAAGAUGGUGGAGAUGGAAAUAAGGGUACGGUGCUCGCUAUUGUGAACUUUACGCUGGACACGGAUCAUGACGGGGUCGAGGUGGCCUGGGACUCGGGUCACACUAAUGUCUAUCGCCUUGGUUACAAAGGCUGCGUCGAUGUCAAGGCCGAGGAAGCUUCCAGUGGAGGGUUCUAUUACAAGGAUCAUCUUCCUAUCUUUAAGCUACCAGAUCAGCCUCGCCCAGGACCAAACCAGGCGGCCAGGGAGGGGGGAGCCUCAGCGGUUGUUCCUCCGGAGGAGGAGGUGAGACUGAAGAAGGGGGACAAGGUCAAGAUAGGGGUGGAUCUAGAUACCCUCCAGAUGAUCCUCAAAGAGUCCAAGAACUGGAACGAGAGAAUCAUAGAGUGUAUUGGAGUGAAUGGAUCAGUGCUGCUUGUCAAUGGACAACAGGUCACGGUGGAUUUUGAUGGCAAAAAGUGGACUCUUAAUGAAAUGGCUUUGGCCAAGAUAGAGCAGUAUGUGAAGGACCAAGUGGUGAAGUUGGAAAGUGAUGCCACAAGUGUACACCAUCUACAGAAUGGCCACGGACCCUGGGAGGAAAGCAUGAAAAAGUUCCUGGGGAAGAAGGGUCGAGUUGUGAGUGUGGAUUCAGAUGGAGAUGUUAUAGUCAGUUUUGGGAUCCAGGAGAUUAAGUUUAACCCGGAGUGUCUGACGCCAUCUAGUGGGAGCCCUGAUGAAUUUAAGGAGGAGGAGACACCACAGAAAGCAGAGGACACAGUAAAGACAGCUGAGGACGUUCCACCACCUCAGGAGGAACGUGUGGUCCAGGACCUCUCAAGUUCUGAGACAGGAAGACAGUAUCUGGGAGAAAGUUCUACCACCACCCAGCUACGCACACCAGAACGUACACCAGAGCGUACACCACAGCGCACCCCUCAGCGCACCCCAGAUCACACGCCUCAGCGUACCCCGCCAAGGUCACGCUCUCCCUCCCCUGAUGAACAGAGAUCACGGAGCUCUUCAGAUGAACGGUCAUAUGAAGAACCAGACUCAGGUGUGAAAGACAAGUUUAAGGUGGCUUUAAAGAAAGGGAAAACCAAAGAGGUGUUAGAAAUGUUACAGAAGACCCCAGCACUCGCACAUUGUUUGUUUGAGAACGGCUACUCUGCCCUGACCUUGGCCUGUGAUCAGGAGAACUGCGAUCCCGCCAUUGUGGAGGCUUUGUUGAAGUUUGGGGCCAAAAUGGACCACCAGGCAGCACCUCCUCUGUUGAUAUCAGUCAGGAGAGGUCAUAAAGAAGUAGUACAACUUCUGCUGGACAGGGGAGCUAACCCUGACAUCACUAACAAUAACGGUCAGACCGCGGUCCACAUAGCGGUACAGCGGGAAAAGAAGGACAUCCUCAGGAUCCUCCAGAAAAAGUCUGACUUCAACAUCACUGAUAAGCUUGGAGACAGUCCUGUGUCUGACGCCAUUACUAUAGGGGACCCUGAAAUCAUAGACAUUGUCUUCAACUGGCCAAGAAUUAACUUGGAGUUUAAAAAUAAGCUGGGUUUCUCACCCAUCCAUCUGGCUGCCAGAAAAGGAGAUACACAUGCUAUGCGGCAGAUCCUACAGAAAUGUCCUAAAGCCAUCAAUACACAGAAGGAUGAUGGGUACACAGCGCUCCACCUCGCCGCCUGUAUGGAUCAUGAUGACAUCGCCAAAAUCCUGCUGCAAAAUCGUGCAAGGACAACGAAACAGACAGAAGCUGAGGGUCAGACACCACUUCACAUCGCGGCUAUCUAUGGCAGCUACAAAACAGCGAGAUGUCUCAUUGAAGAAGGGAAGGCCAAUGUUAAUGCCCCAGACGAGAAUGGAAACAAUGCCCUUCACCUUUGUCUGAUGGGGAGACCUGCUGUUAUGGAGUUUGCAAAGAUGCAGAAGGCGGACUCGGGCCAGACAGACAGCUCUCUGGAGAAGGAGAAGUUGGAGAUCGCGGCGCUGCUGAUCCAACAUAACGUACAGACAGAGUUGAGGAACAACGAGGGGAAGACGCCGCUGGAGGUCGCCGUGUCUCCAUCCCUGAGGGAGAAGGUGGAGAACCUCAUACAGGAAAAACUGAGUCCAUCAGUACGCCCCAAAAAACCACCACAAUGUCAAGCCUGUGAGGAAGAGGAUGCCACACUAAAAAUAAAACCCUGUGGCUGCCGAGUCUGUGAUGAAUGCAUACCAAAGCGACUCAAAAAAUGUCCUAACUGCGGUGAACUAGCUGCCGGUAAAGGCCAAAUGUGAAGUCAUAUGGAUCAAGUCACCUAGGUGUUAACAUUCUCUGAUGGUUAAGUGACAAAAAAUUACAUGUUUUAUUCAUACUAGACAUAAAACAAAGUGGGACCAAAGCAUUUGCCUCAUGUGACUCUAAAAAGAAUCUUUUGUACACGUCACAACAAUCUGAUAGAAAUGAUUAAAUUUAUUGUGACAAUGUUUUUUUUUUUGUUUACAUUUUUCUUUUAGGCUGCAUUCUGAAAUAUUUUAAAAAUUAUAUUGUGUAGUACAUGUACAUAAAUAUAUGCCCAUGUUUGCACUUUAAGAAAAGUAUGUUAAAAAAUCAUUAAUGCUUUUCGAUUUUGAAAGAUUUCAUUUUAUAAAAUUAUUAAAUGAAAAUACCCUUUAUCUGUCUUCAUGGGAAUUUGAUUGUUGGUAAUCAUUAAAUCUGAUGUUUGGAACAAAGAUUGCAUACUUCAGUUUGUAACAAAAUUUUUUAAAGGUGUUAUUAUUUGCAUGCAUAUACUUACUAGUACAUGUAUUUUAUUUCCUAGAAAUAAAAUUCUUUCACUUUAUGAAUUUAUGUUUUUGUUUGAAUUUUUUUCUCAUUUAAUUAUUGAAACUGAGUAAAAGGUUGAAAAGAAUUUCUUUUUUUUAAUUAAUAUAUUUUAAUUUAUUAACAUAAAGACAUGAACGGUAUGUUCUUAAUUUUUCCAAGGAUUUCUACUAAAUAGAAUGGACUUCUUUGAUUUCACUCCCCACUCUAAACUUAUUGGAUAGACUAACUUUAAAUCAUUUGAAAAAUGUUCAAUAAGGUCCCCCAACCGAAUAUGCAAGAUUCCUUUAGCAUUGUUCAAGAAUUACAUUGUUCAUCUGUCUUUUUUUGUAGCCAGUCCGUCUGUUAGAGCAAAAUAUGUGUUGUUCAUCCAUUUCUGACUGUGUUGAACUGAAAAACUUAUAACCAGCAAAGUGGAUGAUAUGAAAAUACAUUUGUUUAUUUUUGUUAAUUUUAUUAAUGAAUAAUUUUAUAAUAUUCUUUAGGGCCAUAAAAACCAGGGAUAGGGGCCCCCAAACAAGUUUUGCCAUACUACAUGUAUUAAAAACACUGCUACUUUCAAUGUGUUUAUGAUUCCUCAAUGAUAACGCUUGAAGAAGACCCCCCUUUUUUUCAUUUGCUUUGGUCACCUUCGUCCACUGAAAACCUUUUAUGCCCCCCCCCCCCCUCUUGAAAUUGCUUUAAUUAUUAUAUAUUACAUUGUACUUAUUGCAUACAUACGUUAAGUUUCAAUUCAUACACUGAAAUUUACUUGUAUUAUUAGUCAUUUAGUUUCUGAUACUUGCAUAAACAUUAAAUCAAAGCCAUUUUAAAUAUUAUAAAUUCUUAUGACUCA